AAGUACAGUAAAGGUAUUGGCAAAGAUCGUGGAGGAUAAUGGUGGAUAUUGGCAUUAUUAUGUUCCUGCAGUGCAAUUGAUGCUAAAUAACAAAGUAUCCAAGAGAUUGAACUCUACUCUUUUUUCACUCAUGUUCGUACGAAGGAUGAAUGAUAUUAAACGUUACGACGAUAAAGGCGAAAUCAAAGAAAUGUCUAUGACUCACGAAGAAUUGAUGAAUAGAAUCGACUAUAUGUCUAACAUCAUAUUUCCAGCUAUUGCUGAACGCAUUAAAGCAUAUACUGAUAUACAGAAAGGUAUUGCUGAUAAGAAACAUUGGAUUAUUGACUAUCCAGAAAGAAGUUAUGUUAUGGUUAGAGUAAGGGAUAGAUAUAACAACUUAACACCUGCCUACCAAGGACCAUACAGUGUUGUAAGAAAAACGACAGGUGGUUCAUAUGUACUGAAAGACGAAGAAGGCAUUCUAAUAUCAAGGAAUUAUUCGCCCGAAGAAUUAAAGUCAAUUUCUCAAGGAGAGUACCUGAAGAUGAACUAUAUGUCAUUGGAGCAAUUAUUGAUCACAGAGGCGAACCAGGUAACAGAAAGUAUCUCGUACGCUGGAAGAAGUAUACAAAGGAUGACGAUUCCUGGAUUCCAUCCGAAAACUUAACUGAUCCUGAGGUGUUCAGUGAAUACUGGAGAAGAUUAGGCAUUAAACCUUCUAAAGAACAAUUACAGAAAGAAAGCGAAAAAUACUCGCCUCCAAAGACUUACAAAAA
Messenger RNA from Rhizopus microsporus ATCC 52813, 758 nucleotides. RefSeq lists its product as uncharacterized. NCBI's taxonomy places the organism in Eukaryota, Fungi, Mucoromycota, Mucoromycetes, Mucorales, Rhizopodaceae. The transcript has a single exon. The record is from RefSeq and is a predicted model, not a curated record. Bases 80 to 649 code for a protein of 189 amino acids.